Melanaphis sacchari is the source of this 2832-nucleotide messenger RNA. Its product is annotated as thyrotropin-releasing hormone-degrading ectoenzyme-like. Bases 1 to 2739 code for a protein of 912 amino acids. Gene Ontology annotation, molecular function: peptide binding; zinc ion binding; metalloaminopeptidase activity. The record is from RefSeq and is a predicted model, not a curated record. NCBI's taxonomy places the organism in Eukaryota, Metazoa, Arthropoda, Insecta, Hemiptera, Aphididae. Gene Ontology annotation, cellular component: cytoplasm. Gene Ontology annotation, biological process: proteolysis; peptide catabolic process. The transcript has 12 exons.
AUGUCGAAAUUCUUAUUAUUGACUUUCGUUUACACACUGACGGCAUUACAUUAUGGCAAAGGCUUGGAGGCGAUCUCUAGGAACAUAAAUGAUGCAAAUGAUGGUACAAUUUUCACUUACCGUUUGCCGGAUAAUACAGAACCACUGUCUUACGACUUGCGGAUAACGCCCGAUAUCGAAAAUCGCUCUUUUCACGGUCAAGUCGACAUCGUUUUGAAGGCCAAACAGUAUACGACAGAGGUGAUCCUAAACUCGAAGGAUUUAAUCUUGUUGUCCGUACCGACGCUUCAAGACUUGAGAACAAACCGGAGUAUUGCAAUAAAGGACUACACCUUCGACAAGCCCAACGAAUGGUUGGUCAUCAAACUUGAAAAAUCGAUUUUACCGUCGCGGCUCUAUAAGCUUACCGUCGUAUUCAGAGGAAUUUUAAGAGACGAUUUUAUUGGAUUUCAUAAAUAUUUCUACGACUCUGGCAAUCACUCGAGAUGGAUAGUUCUAACUCAGUUCAAGCCGAUAUACGCCAGACGAGCAUUUCCGUGUUACGACGAACCGAAAUUCAAGACUCCAUACACGAUAUCAAUUGCCAGAAAUAAUAGGCAUUCUGCGUUGUCUAACAUGCCACUAAAAUUCACUGAAAUCCAUUCACAAAACGGUUGGGUGUGGGAUCACUUUAAAACUACUAAGCCAAUACCUACGUAUUUAGUGGCUUUUAUGGUGUCAGAUUUUGACAAAAAUCAUGUAAACGACGAUAAUAAUAUUGCCAUGCAUACGCGCAAAGAGUACAUCGAAUAUACAACGUAUAUGAUGGGAAAAGCACCAAACUUACUCAAAGGUGUAGAAACGUUCACUCAAAUACCGUAUAUGUUACCGAAGUUGGAUUUAAUCGGAGUUCCUUUACUAAACGCUUACAGCAUGGAGAAUUGGGGACUGAAUUCUUAUGAAGAAUUUUACGUUACUUUGACACAAGAUUCAGAAACGGAAGACAAAAUACAAGGAUCCAUGACCAUACUACACGAGAUCUUACACCAGUGGUUCGGUAACAUGGUGACCACUCCUUGGUGGGACAACGCAUGGUUGAACGAGGGCAUAUGCAACUUCUUGAACUAUUACAUAACGAGUAUAAUCGAGCCUGAAUGGGACAUGGAUGAAUCGUUCGUUGAAAAUGUUCAUCAGUACGCGCUGUCUUGGGACGAGUAUGACGAUACACACCCUUUGACGUUCACAGUGUCGACUCCCGAGGAAAUCGAAAAUGUUUUUGACGUUAUUACAAUUGACAAAAGCGCGGCGUUGUUUAGAAUGUUGAAAUGUGUGGUGGGCGAGGAGAACUUCAGGACUUCAAUAAACAAAUAUCUCGAUGAUUUUGCAUACACAGUAGCGGAACCAAAGGAAUUGUGGGAGACGUUUAAUUACGUGCUAUACGAUGCCGAAUAUACAAUAUUAGAUGAUCUCACGAUCAAUAAGUACAUGGAUUUGUGGACGGAACAGCCAGGGUAUCCACUGAUAACAGUGAGGUCGACAAGUAAUGGAUCAGUCAUUGCGUCACAGAAACGUUUUUCUCUGUCGCAUCCGCGGCAAACGAACGACGACGCAAAAUGGUUUGUUGGCUUGACGUACACCACUGAGAACGAAUUGGACUUCGAAGAGCUCACGCCGACCGUUUGGCUGAAACCCACCGAUCAGCAAAUGACAUUGACCGUUCCCGACGAUUUCGGAUGGAUAAUUGUCAACAUCCAAUCGACCGGGUUUUACAGAGUGAAUUACGACGAAAAAAAUUGGAAACUUUUGUUGAUCCAGUUAAUAACAAAACCCGACCGAAUACACGUGCUCAACAGAGCGCAAAUCAUAGACGACGUGCAUCACCUGUGCCGAGCCGCGCUGGUGCCGUACAGUUAUUAUACUUCGCUGCUCGAAUACCUGUUGAUGGAAGACCAUGUGAUGCCUUGGAACACGGCGAUCAACGGCUUAUCGUCGAUCAUGGACGCCAUCCGACGAUAUCCCACUGAAUAUUCAAAGUUCAAAAAAUACGCAAAGGGCUUAGCGGAUAUUUUAUACAACAAAUUAUCGGAAAACCAGAUGCGUAAUGCAACGAUGAAAAUCGGUUGGAGCAAACUAUUGACGUGGACGUGCAACAUGGGCAACUCGCGUUGCGUGCAAUCUGCGUCGGAACAUUUUGACGCAUGGAUGAAUAACGGACACCAGAUACCACCCGAAAUGGAAGAAGCUGCGCUGUGCGCGGGUAUGAGAAAAGGAAAUAUCGCAGCUUUGUCGAGAAUUCACAAGUUCUACGAUACGACGCGAUCACCGUCACAGAGAGAAAUCGCUUUGAGAGCAUUGGCUUGUACCGACAACGUCCAAAUGCUGUUGAGUCAUCUAAAUCUGAUGCGAUUGGAUGACGUGGGCCAUGUGAGCUUGCAUACAUUUAAAACAGUUUGCGACAACGUCGUUACCACACCGACAGGCGUUAAAGCUCUCGCCAGUUUUCUGAUACAAAAACUGAACACGAUUCAAUCGACGCCGAUUCGCAAUAACCUGAACGACAAGUACAUCGCUGUUGCGUACUCUGCAUUGGCGUCCAAAGUAGGGUCGGACGAGGAAAUCGUUUUGAUAAACAAUAUAAGGCGGCAUGUCAAAUCAGCUGAUCUGAAAAUCGUGCUGGACAAAAUUUAUCAAAAAAUCGAAUCAAAUUUGUUAUGGAUGGAGCGAGAUCAUAAAAAAAUCAUCAGGGCUAUCGAAAUGUGAGAAAAAAUCGGGAGCCCUGAAUAAAAUAUAACUUUGAUUAUAUUAGUUAUAUUAGCAUAUUAUAUUAUUAUAAUAUAAACGUUCGUAACAAAA